Messenger RNA from Gongylonema pulchrum, 705 nucleotides. The record is from the annotation of a GenBank genome assembly. NCBI's taxonomy places the organism in Eukaryota, Metazoa, Nematoda, Chromadorea, Rhabditida, Gongylonematidae.
GUUGAUACGGCGCCGAACAGCACAGCUCGUGAGCAUCCACGUUUUUCACAGUACAAAUAUACAGGACGAGCGGAAGAAAACCAGGAGAACAGGCGUCGGGAAUAUCUUCAAAGACAAAAAGAGAUGCGUUUUGAUUACGCGAAUCAUGCACGAAAAUUGGCAAUGAAUGAGUUUGAUGAGGAAGAUGACAAGAUGGAUAUGGAAGCGGAAAAUGAGGAAGUUGAUGAGGCCGAAAUGGAGGAAGCGGGCAGUGAGGGGAAGAAAAAGAAGUGGAGAAAGUAUAGUAAGAAAGCCAAAAAAGAACGAAUACGGCGAAAUCGUUAUGCCAAUGAACUGAUGCUUAGCGAAUGGCUUGUGGAUAUUCCGACAACUUUAUCGAAAGAUUGGAUCUGCUUGCCAUGUCCCACCGGAAAACGAUGUCUCGUGGUUGCAUCCAAUGGCGUGACAACUGCAUAUGCGAAAACGGGUUUUAUGAUAACACAGUUUCGCUCGUAUCUCCCGGUGGCAGUAGAAAUUCAAUUGGAGGAGAAAAUACCGCACAGAAAAUCACUUCAGUAUCGAUUCGUAUGUCUACCAUAUUGCCGCUGUGAAAACAGCCUAAUGGAGGAAAUGAUGCACCGAGAAUUCGAAUUUGAACUGGACGGUGUUCUCUUUUAUCAUGCGAAUGUACGAUAUGAAAAGGGUCAAAGUCCUCUUGGUAUGUGA